AUGAUAUUAAUUAUUUCUCUCACUCGAAUAGACGUGAUUAUCUUACGAAUGUGACUAUGUGACUUGUUAGAGUGUCUUUAACUGCGAAUUUUACUAUUCGAAUUUUUAUAAGCUGCGCGCAUUAUUCCUUGCUUUUUAUCGAAACCAUAUUGCAUCUUAUCACAAUUCUACGCGAAGUGUGCAUUUUAACUUUUUAUUUAUGCAGUGCUCCGUGACCUGUGGUACCGGAAUACGGACGAGGACGAUCGAAUGCAGAGAUGGUGUUGGUGCCAUCUCCAGGGAUUGCGACCCCGCGGAACGCCCUCAUACCGAGCAGGAGUGCAAGACGAACGUCGCAUGUUCCACAUAUGGAGACGGUAUGACACAACCUCUGGUGCAACCGUAUCCGGUGUCAGAGAAAUUGAUGGACCAGCCAAUACCUUCCGAAUCGACGUUUAUCGCCGAGGAUUGGUCCCCCUGCAGCGUCACCUGCGGGGAGGGUGUCAGGCAUCGAGAGGUGCGCUGCAAGAUCUACCUCGAGUUCAGCCAGACCAUCGCCAAGCUGCCGGACAGCCAAUGCUCCGGCCCGAAACCCGUUGAGACGGAGAAGUGCUCGAUGGGGCCGUGCGGCUUGCUGGAGAACAGCCUAUACAGGAUCGUCGGCGAUAGCGGAUACGCCGAGUCAAGCCUGACGGAUUCGUACGGUAGAUCAUCGGGUAGUUCCGGCGGAAGCGGAUACGACAGUGGUAUCAAGGUCGCCCCGGGUAGCGACGUGCAAACUACAUACUCAUGGAAGGAAACUGGUUACACCCCCUGCAGUGCUACAUGCUUAGGAGGUAUCAAGGAUCUUAUCAUAAAUUGCGUACGGGACGAUUCUGGGAAAACCGUGAUGCCACUUUUGUGCGCCUCAGAAACGAAACCAGAAGCGAGGAUACGAGUCUGCAAUGAUCAUCCGUGUCCUCCGAGGUGGAAUUAUAGCGAAUUCUCCACUUGCAUGAGCCCUUGCGGUAUUGGUAUACAGACACGUGACGUUACCUGUAUCCACGAGGUGACACACGGCACCGGCAAAGCAGUAGCCGUUCCAAAUUACAUGUGUCCGCAACCACCGCCCGCCGACAGACGAUACUGCAAUGUCUGGGAUUGUCCUGUCAAGUGGAGCACGGGGGAAUGGGGGAAGUGCUCGAAAACGUGCGGUGGUGGUGUGAAGAGGCGAGACGUGAUUUGCGAGCAGAUAAUGGCGCAAGGUCGGAAGCAGAAUCGCGAAGAACGCGAAUGCCCAGCUCAAAAGCCAGCCAGUGAGAAACCUUGUAAUACUAGAGCCUGUCACGACUCGGCCUCGAGCUCUCUCAAUGUACCGCCGAUUAUCAGUAGCUUAAAUACAUCGUACAAUCAAACCGAUAUCGGCGCGAAAAUAGAUUUGAAAAUUGGCGGAAUCGCCAGGAUUUUUCAAGGGACGCCUUCUAUCAAAAUUCGCUGUCCCGUUCGAAAGUUUGACAAAACGCAGAUCGUAUGGACGAAGGACAACAAGGAAAUACGAAAAUCGAGAAAAUUCAAGAUUAGCAGGAAGGGAGCUUUGAAGAUAAUCGAUAUAGCUUCUUCGGAUUCGGGAGUCUACGCAUGUAUUGCAGGAAAUUCGCGCGCAGAGACGCAAUUGAUAGUGAAAUUUCGCUCCAAAGAGCAGAUAAGUAGCGAGGAAUAUUUACGACUCGGAAAUUCCGUUCAGCUACAACGAAACGCGAAUCUCGAUUCUGCACCGGCGAAUUCUGGCGAAAGUCCGUACACCGAUCACGCAGCAGCCUACGGAAAUCGUUUUGAUAGCGAAGAUCUCAGUCACGAACGCGCGUUUCCGAGCAAACCGACGAGAAAACCACAUCAGAAGAAGCAGAAAACCAGUCCCACUCCAUCAGACGCCACGAUGAUGCACAAAGAGCAUACUGUUACCUCUCUCAACCAGCCGGGAUAUCACGAAUCCGUGGAAUCACCCGCUCCAUCAAGUGCUUCUACUCUUGUGCCGCACUUAAGCUACUUGAUAUCGAGCUUGAAGGCCUAUUGGCCGUUUCACAGCGAAGUAGCCACGGGUGGUAGUCGCAGGAUCGCUUCCACAUCGUUCGUCGAAGAUGGGCACAAAAGGGCCGCGACGACGAGGCGUAGAAUGUCUAAUCGAAAUACCGAUUUCACGUAUCAAAGCGUAGAGAAUAGCUUUGACAGUUUAUAUCGUAACACGGCCAUCCCGGACGAGACCUUCGGUCCAGACGAGGAGCGUAUAUUUAUCGACGUCGAUCCUUACGAUCUGGACGAAUCUGUAUUCGAGCUGCAACACGGCGAUGGCGUCAAGUCGGCGGCCGACGUAAUGGAGAAAGUAGGUACUAAGCUUACCACGAAGCCCGAUAUCGAUUAUAUCGAGGAGUCGUUAAAAAAUGUGAAGCGACAGUGGCAAGAGUCGAGAAACGAGUACCGAGACCAGUGGAGCACCACGCCCAAAAGUCACGUUCAAAGCAGAAUCACGACGGAAUCUAUCACGUCUCCACAAAACGGUGGAGUGGACGUGUAUUAUGUUGAAGACUCGAGCACGAAAAAGGAAAUGCUCAAGGAGGGAGGCAGUUUCGCCGACGAUAGUGAUAAGUCCAUCAAUCAUGGCGCUUAUGGGAACUUGAGAACUGAAGAUUCAUCGACCGUCACCUCCACAAUGAUGUCUAGAAGUCUUGAAGAUCGAUUAAGGAUACCGGAGUCGGAUCAUCGUAGUUUGAGCCACGCGAACAGGACAAUCAAGUACAGCGACGCGUUCGACGAGGAGUUGGAUAAGCGGAAAAUCGUGCCGUAUGUGGAAAAUCACACGGUGGAUUAUACAAUCGUGCGAUUUCCGGCUACUAGAGACCUGGAAAAUAGAGCGAAGGAAGACUCGACGUUGAUAGAUGAUCGGAGGUCGAGCGUCGUUGGGGAGAAUCCUGACGAGAACGUAAGAAAUUUAUCUCGCAAUCGCGAGGAUCACGCUGGCUCCAUAGAAAAGGCCUUCUCAGAUAAUCUAAAAGAAAUAUUUAGAGAGGAGCAACGUUCGACCGAUGGAGAUAAGCCCGCGGACGUUUUGACCUCCACAGUAACAAGAGAGGACGAUACAACGAAAGAUCCCGCUGUAGAAUCGCUCGCUGAAUUAGCUACGGAUAAUGUUCUGGUGUUCGAGUGGGUCACGACCGAUUGGUCGAAGUGUUCUCAAACUUGCGGAGGAAGUGGAUUCCAAAUGCGAGGUGCACAGUGUACAGUUCGAUCGACGAAGAUCGAUGGCAAUUCCACGCGCGUUUCGCCGAGGACGGUCAUCGGUCAGACGUUGUGCGAGGACGCCGGAUAUCCGGUACCUCAGAAGGUGAGACCUUGCGGAAGUGGCAAGUGUCCUCAAUGGCACACCACGGAAUGGACUCCAUGCGAAACGUCCAGAUGCUUCAAUUGGAAGACGGCAAUGCAGAAGCGUGAUAUUAGCUGUCGUCUAGUGCACGACCUAGAGGAUGGUCACGAGAACAUUACAUUACUUGAUCCGAGCAAGUGCGACGAAGCCACGAGGCCGCUACAAAGACAGGAAUGUUACAACGAUGCCUGCAAGGGCGUGUGGAGGGUUGGCGAAUGGACCGAGUGCCCUGCGUCUUGCGAAGAAGAUGGUAUUAAGUAUAGGAUUUUACAAUGCGUCUGGUUCGGCACGAAGAAACCAGCGGGAAACGCUUGUAGAGAUAUACCACGACCUCCUGUAAUGAAAACAUGCAGGGGUCCGCCUUGUCCUCAAUCUACCGCAUUAGCAGAAGAUUGCAAGGACCAUUCGCAGUUGUGCGGCAGAGUGAAAACGUUGAACAUAUGUAAGAUGCCGCUGUAUAAGAAACAGUGCUGCGCAACGUGUCGCUAGAUUCGAGAGAUUGAUCGUAAGUGACUCAUCAUCUUGUGAAGAUUAGAUAAAAUGAGCGAUAAUGAAGAGUGCGCGUGAGACAGAGACAGUGUAAAUCGUGAUUAGUCGAACAAUUACUUCGUGACAUAUAUAAACGCACCCGGGAUGCCUGUUGUUAGUAAAUUACGUAACACACGCCGAAGAAGCGUGGUCACUGUGGGAUAAAAUUGCACAGUAUUAUGAUGUCUGAUUUAUAGAUAAAAGAAAAAAAUGUCCGAGAAAGGAGUUGACCAAAACUACUUCGCUGUAAUAGUUUCUUCGUCGUAUCGUUGCGAGAACUCGUUCACCUCCUCGCCUCGAGCGUUCCUCGUGUAACAAAGAGAAAAACCCGCCAAUCUUAACAAUUUCUAAUUAAUUGAACCAUAAUUUUAUAACGUAUGUCACGCGUAGUUUCGGUGCGAUUCCUAUAAAUUGCGCACGCUCACAAUUGUCCCUAGUUAAAAAAAGAUAAAGGAAGACAAAAUGAAAAUCUGGCAUUCGUCCAAGAAAGUUAAGAGCGUUAUAUUGUUAUAGUUCGAUGAGAGAAUGGGGAGUAGAAAUUUAUUACUACACCUUGGAAGAUCGUUAUAUUGCGACAUACCGUUGAAAUCGACACGUUAUUGAAUGUUGUCAAUGUUGGUGCUUUAAGUCGCACGGAAAAUGGCUUUAAACAGAAUGAUAUUUAAAUUUUAAUAAAACGCUAAGUCUGGAGUGCUGGGAAGCAUAAGUGAUUUGUGUCGCAAAGCACUUAUUAAAAACAUUUCUUCUUGA
Pogonomyrmex barbatus (red harvester ant) is the source of this 4654-nucleotide messenger RNA. RefSeq names its product ADAMTS-like no long nerve cord (gene nolo). Gene Ontology annotation, cellular component: extracellular matrix. Gene Ontology annotation, biological process: proteolysis; extracellular matrix organization. NCBI's taxonomy places the organism in Eukaryota, Metazoa, Arthropoda, Insecta, Hymenoptera, Formicidae. Gene Ontology annotation, molecular function: metalloendopeptidase activity. The record is from RefSeq and is a predicted model, not a curated record.